Sinocyclocheilus grahami is the source of this 943-nucleotide messenger RNA. RefSeq names its product histone chaperone asf1b-B-like. The transcript is spliced from 4 exons. Gene Ontology annotation, cellular component: nucleus; chromatin. The record is from RefSeq and is a predicted model, not a curated record. The coding region runs from base 1 to 534 and encodes 177 amino acids. Gene Ontology annotation, biological process: DNA replication-dependent chromatin assembly. Gene Ontology annotation, molecular function: histone binding. NCBI's taxonomy places the organism in Eukaryota, Metazoa, Chordata, Actinopteri, Cypriniformes, Cyprinidae.
AUGAAAGAAAAAUCCAAUAUAGCCGAUGAUAUAGGCAAAUACUGGACAAAUCUGGAGUGGAAGAUCAUCUACGUGGGCUCGGCGGAGAGUGAGGAGUAUGACCAGGUCCUGGACUCGGUUCUGGUCGGCCCAGUUCCUGCAGGCAGGCAUAUGUUUGUGUUUCAGGCGGACGCUCCAAACACAGGGCUGAUCCCUGAGAGCGAUGCAGUGGGCGUGACCGUCGUGCUGAUCACAUGCACCUAUCGGGGACAGGAAUUCAUUCGCAUUGGUUACUAUGUAAACAAUGAGUACACAGACCCUGAGCUGCGGGAAAACCCACCUGUCAAACCCAACUACACACAGCUGCAAAGGAACAUCUUGGCGUCUAACCCUCGAGUGACCCGUUUCCACAUUAACUGGGAGGCUACUAUGGAAAAGAUGGAAGAUUCGGAGAAUGUAGACCCCGCCCCCAAUGCCAUGCUCCCGCCCACCUCCAUGCCUGGCAAAGCCCCGCCCCUUGGACUCAUGCCUGACAACUCUAUGGACUGCUUAUAGAGCUUGAACACAACAACAACAACCUCAUACAUGAAGUAAUAAAUGUGUCAUUUUGUAUUUAUACACCUACAUGUUCUUACAGUUGUGAUUGGACACACACACAUCUCAAUCCUCUGGCACUUAUUGCUCUGAUCACACACACCUGAAGUAGUCUCAGGUAGUCAUCAGGUAGUCAUGGGACUUUGCAGGAGUCAUCUUGCCCUCUCUGUCCUGAACAGCAGAGGGGCCAAACCUGCAGUACCAGCAGACAUCGACUGUUUUCUUCUGUUUUUUUGUGGUGCACAUCACUAGUGAGGUGAAUCUCAUGAAAACAUGUUUGGAUCACAUUUUUCCAUAACAUUAAAGAAAUAAAAAAUUAUAUUUUGCAUAAAGACAAUGAAGCAUUUUAGGCACCUUGUUUUUGCAUUUU